This is a messenger RNA of Cynara cardunculus var. scolymus (artichoke), 976 nucleotides long. RefSeq lists its product as uncharacterized. The coding region runs from base 86 to 796 and encodes 236 amino acids. The transcript has a single exon. NCBI's taxonomy places the organism in Eukaryota, Viridiplantae, Streptophyta, Magnoliopsida, Asterales, Asteraceae. The record is from RefSeq and is a predicted model, not a curated record.
CCCAGAUUCAUUUCUUAGACCUAAUCGCCCCAAAAAGCCUUCGGUUUUCUUUGUUUAUUUGUGUUUUUGCAGUGAAAUUUGAGCAAUGGUGGUAGCUUUGGGUCCUGGAAAGUUCUACGGAAGCAGCCUCCCAAGACCACGGAUCUAUACAGACAUCAAGUAUAACACCGAUCGGGUCGACCCACCGGUCUCUGUUCUCGACCCGUUAAUGUCGUGGGCAGAAGAAGCUCACUGGUCCAUGGGUGGCUUGAGCUUCCAGCGCCACCGUCUCCAAGGCCGUAUUGAAGGCAGUGUCGAGAAGCUUCGGAACCAGAUCGAGAAGUCAAUCAAGAAGAAGGAAUCAUUAACACCCAAGUCGUCGAAGAAACAAUCCACUUCCAAAGUGUUGGAAAAUUCGGGCAAAAGAAAAAGUAAGAAGGAAAUUGAUUUGAAUCGGAGUCGUAGUCCAUCACCACCACCGGCUCCAUUAGCUAACAAGCGGAAGAGGCGAUAUGUGGGUUUGGUUGAUGAGGAGGACGAGGGUGAAGAAAAUACUACCGCUAGGAAGUGGCCGGUGAGGAAGCUUUCUGAUGAGUUCGAACGUGUUGCAGAUACAAAGAGAAGUCCGAAGACCAGCUCCGGGGAUGGUGAGUCUGAGAUGGAAACAGUCGCUUCAAGGACUCGGGGUCGGAAAACUGUGACUGAGGAACCAAUGAAGACCGUGUCGAAGGGAAAUAAGCGAUUGAGAAAGGUGGGCGAAGCUAAAACUGGUGGUGCAUCUCCUAGGAGUUCACCAAGAUUGGUGAAGCGUGGGUAGAGUUCGUUGUAGUAGAAGUGUUCGAUGAAAUGUCUGAAUGAGUCUAUGUUUUAAUCUUAGUAUAGUUUUUAUUUCUUUAUCAUAUAUAUGAGCUUGAAAUUACCGUCAUGCAAAAGUCCUUUGAGAAUGCUGAAUUCUAUACAACUAUGCUAUGAUGAUUUUUACUUUGUUAUGUUGAAA